Cuscuta campestris is the source of this 5658-nucleotide messenger RNA. The record is from the annotation of a GenBank genome assembly. Lineage: Eukaryota; Viridiplantae; Streptophyta; Magnoliopsida; Solanales; Convolvulaceae.
CGGUCGGAGAUGAUGUGAUCGUCGGCCGCUGGUUUCCCUCACUCUCACACGCGCACAUCGCAGAGAUUCAGACGGCGGCGGCUGCUGAGAUGACGACGGCGGAGAAGCUGUUGGUGCAGCUCUUCGAGAGGAGGGAUUGGAUAAUUGACCAAGCGAGGCAGCAGGCUGAGUUGUACGAUCACCACAUAGCCUCGAAGCUCCUCGUCCAUGGCAUAACUCCUCCCUGUUGGCUCGGGAACCCUAAUCCUUCUUCUCACUCCACUCAGUGGAACAAAGAAGAAUUGAUUUCUGAACUUCUGAUUCCUCAUACACAGCGUCCAGUGCAUUACCAAACUGCUCAUUAUUCUCACAACACUAAGCCGGUUGUCAGAGACUACCCAGAGGUUUGGAAUGGAUUCUGCGCAGAAACUCAUGCUUCAAACAUUGAUGUUGAUGUGGGAGAGGGGCCAAGUAUGGUGGAUGGUUGCCUUGAGAUUGAUGUUGAAAAUAAUCUAGAUGUUGUUUCUGAGCUGGAUUGCAGUGUUAGCUCACCAGUUGACCAUGGAAAUGCUAGAAUCUCAAAUGUAUACAGUGUUCCUGAUCAGUCGUUAGCAAGGAUUCAGAGGUCCAAAUCAAGGCAAAAAGCUCUUGAGCUCCGGAAUAGUGCAAAGUCAGUGGCUAAGAAUCAUCCAAGAAAUGAAGAGAGGAACGACGGAUCUACAGGCGGUACUAGAAUGCCUAGUUUAGAGUCUGAGUGCGUUGAUCAUUUCAAUGAGGCACCGAAGUCACCUGAGCCUUCUGCUGUGAGCUGCCAUAUUUAUGAAAAUGGAGAAAUGAACACAGAAUAUAGUCAAGGUUUGGGAGAUGGUAGCGACCUCCAUGCUGUUCAAAAUACUAGGUCUGACAAUUCUGCCGAUCGGCACAUCCAUAAGGAAUCACCCACAAAGGAACUUAAAGCUUCUGAAAGGGAAAGCAAUUCACACUUGGGAAGCAACAUAAACUCCAGAAGCUUCAAAAUUUUUGGGGAUAUUAAAUCUAAAGGCGGAGAUAGCCAAAGCGUGGAAACAGGUAAAGAUAUUGAUGUUGGUAGAACUACAAAGUCUUGGACUUCUAGCAUAAGAUGCAGGUUUAGGGAAACAUGUGAUGAUAACAGCCAAGUAGAAAAGUUAGUAAUGGAUAAACAGCUCGACAAGAGUAUAACGCCUAAAGGUUCUGCAAAGCAAGCAAGUUGUGCAUGUGAUCCGGUGACACUUUAUCCUUUUGCUGAUGUCAUUGCUCAGGAGAAUGAUGCUGCUGAAAUAGGGUCCUUGGAUGAUUUGUCUCAACAGCCUUGCUGUGCAAGGAAGCCACUGAAAUUGGUUGACCCUUCUAAUCUAAGUAAAGAAUAUUUUGCUGACAAAGACGAAACUUUGGAAGAUGGCUUGCCUCAGAAUGAUGAGGCUACCAAGUUCUCCCGCGGGUUAUUUGGAAGAUCUAACUGCUCUAGCAAGCAAAAUGAAUGUGUUAAUCGGGCUUCAAACCCAAAUAUAGAUUCUUCAUUUUCGGGGAUGGAUAGGGGUAUUCUCUCAGUACCCUCAGACAUUGUGCAAGAAAAUGAUAAUUGCAACAAAUUCUCAGCAGGGGCCUAUAUUUCAGAUGGGGCACUUCAUAAAAGAAGAAGGUCAGAAGAUAGUUGUUACUAUAAACUAGAAUCAGUUCCUGCCAAUAAUUCAAGUGCUUCUGGUCUUAAAAAUACUCAAUUCAUAUUGUUUGCCGCAGAAAAGUUUGUAUCUGCUGGCAAUGAACUUGAAAAUUCUUUAGGUUGUCAAGUAAUUCAUAACAUCCAUUGUAAGACUAACCAGAAGGAAAUUGGAGAUACUAUUGUAGAAAAUAAACUGGAAACUGAUAAGGUUGUAGAAGAUCAUUCUUCCAGUUACAAACUGGACAACCUUGAUAGUGACAUCAGAAAAGACUUGGAGUGUUUGGCAGAAAAGCCUCCCUCUGAUUGUUUCAUGCGAGUGAAGCCAAAGCAGCUUGACUUUGAUCACACUGAAGGCUCGAAUGUUACUCUUCUAACAGUGGAAAGGAAAAGGACAGAGAAAUCAGCCGAAGGGUUCAACACUUCGCAAUCUUCAUCAGAUAAGGACAGUACUGAUAAUAAAAUAGAACCUACUGAGAAAGUGUCACUGGUAGAGCCUAAGGUCCACAGUGAACUAAGAGAAGACUGGAGGAAUUCUGUUGAAUUUAAUGUUUCAGGAGACUUUCAAUUUGAGGUGGCCAGAGAUGAGUCUACUACAAAAAAGCAUUUGGACUUGAAGAACAUGAAAAAUGACUCAAAACCUGCGUACACUGAAAAAUCACCUUGCACGAACCAGGAAGAUGUUAUGCUGCCAAAGGCUGGUGACACUCCUGACUUAGAUUUAAGUAACUUGAAUGCUUCCCGCGAACAAGAUCACAGGUCAUCACCACAUCAGCAAGCUGAAGGGGGUGAGUGUAGAUCCGAAGGAAAGGAUGGGAGUGCAGCAUGUUCUUAUGCUUCCAGACACAAACAUUCUUUGCCAACUGACUUAUCAAGUUUUACGAUAGAGGCAGUAGAUGGCUCUCAAAAUCCCUUGGUUGAGGAAGUGGUGUAUGAAUAUUCUACUAAAGCUGAUAUAAACCACAAGUCUUUCUCUGACAAAUCGAUAAGGAGCUUGGCCAAAUGUCCUGGCGUUGCUGCAAUAAUUCAUUUUCCUAAAGCAAAGGAACACCAAGAUGGAAUUGAGUGUGGAUGUGAAGGGAAGGAUGGGAGUCCAACAUCUAGCCACAAACAUUCUGUGCCAACUAACUUCUCACGUUUUCUCGAAGGGGCAAAAGGUGAUUCCCAAAGUUCCUUGCCCGAGAAAGUGGUUUAUGGACUUUCUGCUGAACAUGUUGCAAACAACAGAUCUUUCUCUGACAAAUUGACAGGGAGAAGUCCUCAUCUGGAGAGGGGUGGAUCCAGUUGCUGGGCCAGUUCUGCAGGUGUUGGUGUAAAAAUUAGUGAUCCAGAAGCAAGGAAACUUCGAGAUGCAAAUAACACACACUUAUCCCCAGAAACAAGUUGUAAAAGUUUCGAGGUUAAGAGGAGAAAGACUGAAGAUCAACACGUUGAUUGCUGUAUUGCAUCAUCAAUGGAAGAAAUGCAGAAACUUUACAAGGAUCUGAAGGAUGUUAGGUGCAGUUCCGUUUCUAAUUUGGGAAAUAAGAGUCCACAACUAACAACAAAAUCUAAUGUGAAAAAUGACGAAGGUAUUGGCUCCCCACCUGAAGAUCAAAGAGACAAGGAUGGGCUUGAUUUUUUGGAGACCAAUAACAAUCAUGAGAAUCUUCCGGCAGUUACUGCUAAAAGUUCAGAAGUAAUCCUCCGCACAAGGUUUGUAGCAGAGGCAACUGAAGAUGUCACAGGAGGGUGCUUGGCUGAGACAAUAACGACUUUAUAUGCAAAUAGCAUUACUCCCAAUGUAGAAAUCGGCAGAGAUGAACAUAUAUUGAAUCUUGAAUAUAUGGGAUAUCAACUGAAUCCUGAAAAGUCAGUUUAUACUGAGACACAUCCUUUGGAAAGGAAAUCUGUUCCUGAAGAGGAUCCCCUAUUCCCACAGUGUUCAGUUCCGUCUCCUCAAGGAAAGAACUCGGGUUUGUUUUAUGAUGAUCAAGCAAUGUCUGCAGAGUUGGCUAGUGGUGGGAGAUUUCUCUCGGAAGUAAAGCCUAUUCUGGACAGUUCAAUUGAGUUAGAAAAUGUUGAAGACCUUGACAUAAAGAAUGCUGAUAAAACAAUGCCUGUUUUUGAAGGGUUCAUCAUAAAUUCACAAGCAGAAAUCAGAGAAUGGGAUGUUGAUGGAAACUUAGUUAAUAUUGACAAACUAGGCCUUCCAAGAUCUACAAUAGCACGCGCAAGCAUCCUGGAACAUAUAUGCAAAUCUGCUAGUGCGUGUACUCAUUUAUCUGACCUGUCCUCUUCUUUGGAAUCCCAGAGAUACCAUCAUUUGUUCCAGACUCUUCCAAAUGGUCUUCUUGAGCAAACAGAUGUGCCAGAUAUUCAAUUUGUAGAUGAAGACUACUAUAAACAGUCAUCGGCUAGUUUGACUGAUGUGAACAAAGGAAAUAGCAGUCUUGAAGCAAUGCCAUCUGAGUAUGUUCCUUGUUCUGGUUCUCGAUUUGGUUUGACAUCAGUAAAGCAAUACACAUCUCCGGUUGGUAAAAUAUGGGAGAGUUUCUCAACCCGAAAAGGUAGUUCAGGGAAGAGUAGAAGUUCAAAUCCUGAGCUUACAUGCUUCACUAUUGAAGAGGACCGAUGUAUCAGUGAUGGAAACGAGAUUGCAGAUGAGCAUGGUGAUGAAGUUCAAGAAGAAAAUGAAAUGCUUGUGGAGAACAACCUUAAGAGGAAACAUGACACAAGUGUAGCUCUAGCAAACUUGAAACCUCCAGCGUCAAUCUCUCGAUGGCGGGAAUUUGUAAGUAGAGGCAGUGUUGAUUCGACGAAUGAAGAAGCCAGCUGUAUUAGGACUCGUAGCAAGGUGAAACGUAAGCUUGGGAACUCCUACAGUAACAAGGGUGAAGGGAAAGAGAACCUUUUAAUGUCAAAAAGCGCAAUUGGGACAGAAAUGGCUAAGGUUGCACUCACAAAUAGGUACAGCCGGCCAAAGUUAUCUAGUAAAGCCAGUCUGAGGAAUGAACCCCGGAAACUGUCAGAGAAGGAACUUAAGCGCAAUAAUAUUGUUUCAAAUGUAACUUCAUUUAUUCCUUUGGUCAAGCAGAAACAAGCAGCUGAAGUGUGUACAGGAAAGAGAGAUAUUAAGGUUAAGGCUCUGGAGGCUGCUGAGGCCGUGAAACGACUUGAAGCAAAAAGAGAGAAUGAACGUAAGGCAAGAAAAGAAGCAAUGAAACUUGAACGAGCAAAGAUGGAGCAGGAAAAUGCAAAACAGGCAGAGUUAGAGAAGAGGAAGAAAGAGGAACGGAUGAGAAAAGAUGCUGAUAUGGCAGCAAGGAAAAGACGAAGGGAGGAGGAAGAGAGGAAGGAGAAGGAGAGGAAAAAAAAGAGAAUCGAUGAAACACAUCGCCAGAAGAAACAAGAGGACAAAUUGCACUCCCAGAAAGUAGAUAAAGAAAAACUACGAUUGGAUAUUGAUGGUGAAAUGAUGAGCAAGAAAGAAACUGAAAUGGAAUCGAAGAAUCAUCAGGCAGUAGGCAAAGAAAGAGGAGAUGAUAUUACUUGUAAGAGGCUAGAGGGUGAACCGCAAGACAUUAGUUCUUCAAAGCAAUGCACUGCUUCUUCUCAGUCUUGUGAUAACAAACAGGGCGUAUGCACACCAAAGAGCUCCAUCUGUAAAGGCAAUUUCAUUCGAGAGAAAUCGUAUGAAAUUUCUCCAUAUCAGUGCUCUGAUGAUGAGGAAGAAGAGGAAGUGGAUGACUUGCACACCAAAAAAUUUGUUCCCGAAUGGGCCAGUAAAAGCUCCGUGGCCAUGGCUCUACCCUUGCAACUAGAUCUUGACUUCAGCUUCAUAUUCCAUCUUGAUAGAUCAUAUAGUAUGGAUGAAAUUCUCCUUUCUCGGAAGGUACAAAAGAAACAAUGAGCAACACUAAAAGAAUCACCCGUCUCGUUACUAGAGCUGCGUUAAUUUAAGUCACUCUCAGAUUGUAAUUGUAGCCAUCUCAGUUACAUAAUAUAAUAAGAUUAGUGUA